Molecule: messenger RNA, 3266 nt
Organism: Puntigrus tetrazona (Sumatra barb)
Lineage: Eukaryota; Metazoa; Chordata; Actinopteri; Cypriniformes; Cyprinidae
Product: putative gonadotropin-releasing hormone II receptor
Exons: 3
Coding region: 83-1303 (406 amino acids)
Biological process (GO): G protein-coupled receptor signaling pathway
Cellular component (GO): membrane
Molecular function (GO): gonadotropin-releasing hormone receptor activity; peptide binding
Source: RefSeq, a predicted model, not a curated record
CAUGAUGAAUUGUCUGUGAGCCUCACUGUGCAGCAGGUAGCUGAGCGAAUGCAGCAAAAACACACGCUUUCACUCUUCAGUGAUGAAUGACAGCUCUCCAACAUCUGAGAACAUCAUGUUUCACCAGCUGACUGCAGAUGCUCUGAACGGUAGCUGUGACUACACCUUGCCCACGUGUAACAAUAGCGCAGGUGAAGCGGCGUUGCAGCUGCCCACUUUUUCCAUGGCGGCAAAAGUGAGGGUGAUAAUUACCUUCACUCUUUGUGCAGUGUCAGCUGUGUGCAACCUCUCCGUGCUGUGGGCUGCCAGCACCAACAACAAGCGCAAGUCUCACGUAAGAAUUUUAAUCAUGAACCUCACCGUCGCCGACCUGCUGGUGACUUUCAUCGUGAUGCCAGUGGAUGCGGCUUGGAACAUCACGGUUCAGUGGUUGGCGGGGGAUCUGGCUUGCAGAUUGCUAAUGUUUCUGAAGCUUGUGGCGAUGUACUCCUGCGCGUUCGUGACUGUGGUCAUAAGCCUGGACAGGCAGUCGGCCAUUCUCAACCCUCUGGCCAUCAAUAAGGCUAAGAAGAAGAACAAAAUAAUGCUGAGCGUGGCCUGGGUGAUGAGUGUUGUUCUCUCUGUCCCUCAGAUGUUCCUGUUUCACAAUGUGACCAUCACGGUACCAGCCAAUUUCACUCAGUGCACCACACGAGGGAGCUUUGUCAAACACUGGCAGGAGACCAUCUACAAUAUGUUUACUUUCAUUUGCCUCUUCCUGAUACCUCUGGCCAUCAUGAUCUGCUGUUACACAAGGAUCUUGGUGGAGAUCUCUCGAAGGAUGACCAAAGGAAACAUAUCGUCAAAGGAAGUCCACUUACGGCGUUCAAACAGCAACAUCCCAAAGGCCCGUAUGAGGACUUUGAAAAUGAGCAUAGUCAUAGUGACCUCUUUCAUAGUUUGCUGGACUCCAUACUAUUUGCUGGGUCUUUGGUACUGGUUCCUGCCUGAGGAUUUAGAAGAGACAGUUUCUCACUCACUUACUCACAUACUGUUUAUUUUUGGACUCUUUAAUGCGAUUCUGGAUCCCAUCACUUAUGGCCUCUUCACUAUCCAUUUUCGCAAAGGACUGAAGCGCUACUGUCGCAGCGCGGUUGUACUCACAGAGUCAGAGAAUAAUUCCAUCAUGACGGGCUCAUUGAAAUGCUCACCAUCCCCAUUUCGCAUGAAAAGAGUGACCCAGACCGGUCCAGGAGCUGACCCGGAGCAGAAUGCGGUGAGUGGGGAAGAUAAGAAGCCGGCUGACAGCGAAAGCAAGGAAUAGUGGCAACCCUACCAAUCCAGCCUUGAAAGUGUCAUUUGAUUAAAGAUACGCAUGUGACAAGGCAGGCCUUGUACUGGCUGUCUAGCUGCUCGCAAGAACAAUGAGACAACAACACACUCCAGUCUGUUCUCCUCAACAGCGCUAGACGGAUUCCAGUUGAGCCCAAGCGUGUCACAUCUUUUGAUUCGUUCGCUGAUGAGCUGCCUCAAUUACUUAUAUUUAAUACCCAUCCAUUUCCCUGACACAGGUAAUUAAGCUUUGUAAUCAUUUGCUCUUUACUAACUACGCCAAUCACACUGUAGAUUAAUUAGACUGUUUAUAAUUGUGGCUUUUGUUGAAAAUGUCAUUUACAUCAAGGGCUUUUUACAUCUCAUCUGCAGCAUCUCCACCUGCUAUCACAAAGGGCAUCGCUCUUGAAUAGCUGAAGAAAUUAGAUUCAUCUACAAACAGAUAAGAUGUGUGGAUUUACCGUUUUGAGAUAUUACAAAUGCAAAUUCGUGUACACUGGUUCUUGAAUAAUUGUCUUGUGUUAAUUGGAAGCGUUCAGUCACACCUUUUGAGGAACCCUUGAGAUGCUAUCGUUUAUUGACUUUUUUUCUGGGAUGGAUUUAGACAAAAAUUAACUAUCCCCAGUAGAUAUCGCAUUGCGCUAGUAUUACUGGGCAGCCUGAACCCAUUAGAAUAUGCGUUUAUGGUGUAUUCACGUACAUUGUUUUGUAUGUUUGGAUGUAGGCUGAAAUGUACAAUAUGAAUGUAUCAGCAACAUCUAAAAUAUAAACGUUUUAACACUAUAUACAAAGGAUUCAUAAUGUAUAUUUUGUAACUAUACAUAUUUUUGAAGCCCACUCCUACCCUAAUGCUAACCAACAAUUUACAGAACAAAAGUACAGAACAGCACCAGAAAUAUCUAAAAAGGAUUUUAGGGUCUUUUUUUAAUAUGAUAUUUUUGCAGUACUUUGAUAAUGUACGUUUGAGUGUCUAUUCAAACAUACUUAAAUAUGCAUGUGCGCUAGAACCAUGCUUUACAUUACGAAUACCAACAAACUUAUGAAGUGACACUGCACUGAGGCCAACACCAUACCGUACGACAAACUAUUUAGCUUUAAAAUGAUAUUUGAUUGCUCAUGAAUGUGUUUACAUCAUACUUCUCAGGGAAGGUGCUUCUUUUGUCACAGGGUACUGAAGUCCAACUGGAGACUGACAAACUGUAAAGCUUUCCUCAUUUUAGUGUCAGGUGAAUACUAUCAUUUCUGUUGACGUGACGUUACGUGUUCUGACAGUGCUCUAUAAUCAGCAGAACCAUGAUCAAUGCCGUGUGCUCGAAUGUUUCUGAAAGAGUCACGUGACAUCCAACAGUUGUGCUUCUUGUGUUUGCCAUGUCACUACAGGAUGUACUUAGGCCUUAAUGACCUAGAUUUUCAACUUCAGUAAAUGGAAUAGCCCUGCGAGAAAGUGUACCGAGGAGGAAAAUGAAAGGGGGGUCCUAUCAGUCAAUCUUUCAUGGGUGAAGGGAAAAUAUAUUUAUGCAUACACAGUAUCCGGUCAUUACUGUAAGUGAACUGCGGCUGCACUUUAAUGUUCUCAGACGGAAACAUUAGUACACAUUGUUGCUACAACUGUGCCUGGUGCAAUAGGGCUUAAAAUGUAUUUACGUAUUUUCUCAUUCUAUCCAUAUAUAUGUAUUUGCUGAAGAGAAGGAUUAAGAGAUUACAUGGAGCAAAAACAUUGCUGCAUCAUGGUGUGAAUAUGAUAUGGUAUUUAUAUGAACUGUUGACAUUAAUCUAAAGAGGUGACAGUGUUAAAAACCUUAUUUAAAUGCAUGAUGCCAAUGUGUUUAUGAAAAGAAGAAAGGUAAAGCUUUUCUUUUCUCUUGUUGUGCAUGGCGAUGAUAUUGUAUUGCGUGUCCUUACAUUGUUUGUUCUGGGUUACGUGGAGCAGUAAUAAACGUAUGUUAAUUUAGAAA